Messenger RNA from Talaromyces proteolyticus, 480 nucleotides. RefSeq lists its product as uncharacterized. The coding region runs from base 1 to 480 and encodes 159 amino acids. The record is from RefSeq and is a predicted model, not a curated record. NCBI's taxonomy places the organism in Eukaryota, Fungi, Ascomycota, Eurotiomycetes, Eurotiales, Trichocomaceae. The transcript is spliced from 2 exons.
AUGUUCUCGGGCUUCAAAUCCUCAGAAGCGAAAUAUACGUCUCUUGACGGCAGCAACUCCAAUUUACAUUAUCCCAACCAGCACGUGUACCGCUAUGUCACAAAUACCCUACACUUCUGGCGCGAAGCGGUAAUAGUAUUCCUGUCCAUUGUAUGCACCAUCCUCGCAUUGGAACAGACCUACUACCGGCCGGACCAACCUGAAGCUCGGGCCAAAGUCCCAGAAUACCAACUCACAUCCUCUGACACUCGUUGGAGAGAAUUCCAAUGGUACAGCAACAUUUACAGCUCCUCGGACCCUAACGAUGAUCAAGCCGUGAAUGAAGCGUGGGACCGUAUCAUUCCAGCCCAUGGCUUCGUGACCGUUGACCACGAGUGGGCUGCCGCGCACCAUCUUCCGGACACCAUGAGCUUACCGUCCGAUAAUUCCAAGGGAGUGUAUAUUAUUGACGCGUGCGUUAACCCCCACCUCAUUCGGUAA